Molecule: messenger RNA, 673 nt
Organism: Benincasa hispida (wax gourd)
Lineage: Eukaryota; Viridiplantae; Streptophyta; Magnoliopsida; Cucurbitales; Cucurbitaceae
Gene: PR4
Product: pathogenesis-related 4
Biological process (GO): defense response to bacterium; defense response to fungus
Molecular function (GO): RNA nuclease activity
Source: RefSeq, a predicted model, not a curated record
CAAUUAUUACAUACAAAGAAAAAAAAAAAAAAAAGAACUACAAACACUUAUAAGUGGGAGAGUUAUUAGAGAGAAUUAGAAAGCCAAAUAAUGGAGAAAGGAAGUAUUAUGAUGAUAUUGGUGUUGGCUUUGGGGGUUUUGAGCAUGGCAAAUGCUCAAAGUGCCAAUAAUGUGAGAGCUACUUAUCAUUUGUACAACCCACAAAAUAUCAAUUGGGACUACCUCAGAGCGAGUGUAUAUUGUGCAACAUGGGAUGCUAACAAGCCUUUGGAGUGGCGUCGUCGUUAUGGUUGGACCGCUUUCUGCGGCCCUGUCGGCCCUCGUGGCCAAGCUUCUUGUGGACGUUGUUUGAGGGUGACUAACACUGAAACGGGAGCUUCAACAAUAGUGAGAAUUGUUGAUCAAUGCUCAAAUGGAGGGUUGGAUUUGGAUGUGAAUGUGUUUAAACAGCUUGACACUAAUGGAAAUGGAAACUUCCGGGGCCAUCUUACUGUCAACUAUCAGUUUGUCAAUUGCUAAGUUUCUACUUUAAUAAUUUCAUUUCAUUCUUCCUAGAAGAAGAAAGAAAAUCAUGUUCUAACGAAUAAAGUAUGAAUAAUAAAGUAUGUAAUAAAGGUUCCAUUAAUUUGUGAGCUUGAUAUAAUUGAGAAAAUAAAAAGAAUUUAUUACCCUA